Onthophagus taurus is the source of this 2288-nucleotide messenger RNA. Lineage: Eukaryota; Metazoa; Arthropoda; Insecta; Coleoptera; Scarabaeidae. The record is from RefSeq and is a predicted model, not a curated record.
AUAAAGAAUUUACAGUAAGCGCUCACUUAACGUACACAAUGCGUUCCUAAGUUACCUUACGUAUAACGAAUGUACGUUAAACGAACACGAAAUAUCCAUAAGAAUACGUAUAUUUAUGUUUAAUUGGUUCCAAGAUGAUCUUUGUUCGCACGAACGUACACUUACGGCCAACUCGGGACUUUCCUACUUUGCUCGUUACACUACUUUAUUUUACCACAUUUUGCAUAGGGGAUUUACCGAAAGAGACCGGACGAAAAAAUAUCCUUGUGAAUUCAAUCGAUACACGUCCUGAGUUCGCUUCAGAUCGUUUCAGACAUCGUCCGCGUCAAUACAUUUCGAUCAAACGGGAUUUUAGAAAUAAAAAGUUGAAAAUGAAGAAAAACGAUUACUUUUGCUGAAAAACUGAAAAUUAUUGAAAUGGCAGAGAAGGGUGAAAAACUAGCGGAAAUAGGAAGACGUUUAGGAUACAGUAGAUCAACAGUUAACACAAUAGUAAAAUCAAAAGAAUGUUUGAAGUGUUAUGUUAAAGAUGGGGUAAAUCUUCAACAAACUUCAGGUACUCGUAUAUGUUCUAAUGUGAUGGAAGAAAUGGAGGGGAUUUUGAAAGUUUGGUUAGACUCUCAAUUACACAGAAAUAUUCCUUUAAGUCUUUCUGCUAUCCAACAAAAAGCUAAGGAAAUUUAUUCAGAAUUAAGAAAAAAAAUGGAUGAGAACGCAACUGAUACGUUUAAUGCAAGUUGGGGAUGGUUUAGAAGAUUUAAAAUCAGGGCCAACGUAACUAACGUGAAAGUGACAGGAGAAACAGCGAGUGCAGAUUCUAACGCUGCUAGUGCAUUUAUAGCAACACUAAAAGCUAUUGUCCAUGAUGGAAAUUACAGUCCACAUCAAAUCUUUAAUGUUGACGAAACGGGAUUGUUUUGGAAGAAGAUGCCUUCCAACACAUAUAUCACUAAAGAUGAGAAACGUAUGCCGGGAUAUAAAGCUGCCAAAGAUCGUCUAACUUUAUUACUAGGUGGAAACGCGGCAGGUGAUUUUAAAUUGAAGCCAAUGUUGGUUUACCAUAGUGAAAAUCCGAGAGCGCUUAAAGGUGUAUCAAAGUCAUCAAUGCCAGUGAUUUAGAAAUCAAAUCGUAAAGCUUGGGUCACGAAAUCUGUAUUUGAAGAUUGGUAUAGAAACAACUUUAUUCCAGAAGUGAAAGAUUACUGCUCUAAAAACAACUUAGCGUUUAAAGCAUUACUACUUCUUGAUAAUGCCCCAGGGCAUCCAAUAAUGUUAAAUGAGUUAUGUCCCAAUAUAAAGGUAAUAUUUUUGCCACCAAAUACGACAUCAUUAAUCCAACCGAUGGACCAACCCGUUAUAGCCGCGUUUAAGAAAUAUUAUUUACGUGCAACUAGGGUAAGCAUGAUUAAAGCUAUUGAUGAUAAUAAGGAAUUAACGGUUAAGUCUUAUUGGUAAGAUUACAAUAUUCAUAAUGGAAUUAAAAAUAUAUCUGCCUCUUGGGAUGAAAUUAAUUGCGCUUAGAAAUUGGAAUGCGCUUAGGCUUGGAAAUAAUCGAAGAAGAUAUCGAAGAGUUAAUAGAAUCACAUGACGAAGAGUUAUCUAUCGAAGAUCUCAUGGAAUUAUAAAAGACAGAUAAUGUCGAAACGAAUGACGAUGACGCCGUUGAAGACCUGCUCAAAGAAAAUGUAUUAAAUUUAGAAACUUUAAGUGAAAUUUUAAAUAAAAUGGAAAAUCUCGCCGAUGUCAUAGAGAAUGUAGACCCAAAUAUGGAACGAAGUUCUUAUGUUGUAGGUAUGCUCCGUGAUGCGUUUACUUGUUACAAAACCAUGUAUGUACAUAGAGAAAAAGAAGACUGGCCUUAGGCAAUUAACAAUACAACAAUUUUUAACUAAAAAAACUUAAGAAUCCAUAAGUUAUUUAUGAUUUCUUUACUUGUACCGACUUUUUGAAAUUAGAAUAAAAUGUAAGAAUAAGGCUCUUACUUUUCUAGUUUUAUUUGAAUUCAAUCAUUCACUUUCUAUAAAAAAAAUAAUGAAAUUGGAUCGCCGAUGUACGUUAAUGCGGAUGACAAAUGUACGUUGUACGAACACGAGGUCAUAAAACGUCUUGUACGUUCUUUCAUCGUUAUCCAUUUUAAAGUAAUAAACGAUUCUGUUAUUAAGGCCAUCAAUAAUAAUAAACAACAAUGAAAAAUUAUCAUUUAUGGCAAAGACUUUUUGUAUCAACUUCUACUACUUAUUUCCAACACGAUUAUACCAAGAAAGACCACGAAAAUUCCUAUUUAUUAU